Sebastes umbrosus (honeycomb rockfish) is the source of this 1881-nucleotide messenger RNA. RefSeq names its product calretinin-like. The transcript has 11 exons. The record is from RefSeq and is a predicted model, not a curated record. Bases 601 to 1425 code for a protein of 274 amino acids. NCBI's taxonomy places the organism in Eukaryota, Metazoa, Chordata, Actinopteri, Perciformes, Sebastidae. Gene Ontology annotation, biological process: regulation of presynaptic cytosolic calcium ion concentration; regulation of long-term synaptic potentiation. Gene Ontology annotation, cellular component: synapse; dendrite; cytosol. Gene Ontology annotation, molecular function: calcium ion binding.
GGGAGGGUGUCGUCUCAUCUGUGACAUCUGAUAGGUAAAAUCAAAACUCAGCAGACGCUGAAGGAAGAAGAAAAUGUGGCCCCUCACUGCACAUUGUUUUAUUAGUUCUCCUGAGGUGUUGUGGCCCCUGGGAUGAUAUUUCAUCUAUUCAUGCUUUACUUGGUAAUUGACAGUGCAGAGAGCUAGAGCACUGAAAAGAGACAGGGAUGACAUAGAUCCUAGAAGAUCCACUGGAGCCAGCAGGGCGCCCUCGCUAUAUAGGAUGAAUUCUUGCCCUCCUCAUGGGAGCAGCAGGAUUGGAUGAUGUAUAAUGAUCCUGCUAUCAAACCAGCAGCCCUGGACAGCAGUUAAUGGUAACUCAUAUGCAAAGCCCAGGAGAGCCUUCCUCCUCCUCCUCCUCCUCCUCCUCCUCCUGUAAUUGGUCUCCUGCCUGCAGCAGCUCAAUGCGCCCCCUGAUGGCGAGCAGGAGCAGUGCGGCCGCCGCGGGGAGUUUAAAAGCCUCCGCUGAGGAGGAGCUGCUCACAGUACCGAGGAGCUCUACCGGGAAAAGUUUACCUCUAACUAUCACACUUGACUCAAAGGAGGGAGAAACCAGCAGAGAUGGCAACCCAAGCAAAGCAGCCGCCUCACCUGCACCUGGCUGAGAUCACCGCGACGCAGUUCAUCGACAUCUGGAAACACUUUGACGCAGACGGAAACGGCUACAUCGAAGGGAAGGAGCUGGAGAACUUCUUCAAAGAGCUGGAGACUGCGAGACGAGGAGCCGGCGUGGAUCCUACAAAUGCUUUGUUCAAAGAAAAGAUGAAGGAGUUCAUGGCCAAGUUUGACAAGAACGCUGAUGGGAGAAUUGAGAUGUCAGAGUUGGCUACGCUUCUGCCCACAGAGGAAAACUUCCUGCUGUGUUUCAGAGAGUUUGUGGGAUCCAGCGCCGAGUUUAUGGCUGCCUGGCGGAGGUAUGACACCGACCGAAGUGGAUACAUUGAGUCGAAUGAGCUCAAGGGUUUCCUGUCAGACCUGCUGAAGAAGGCCAACAGAAAAUACGAUGACAAGAAGCUCAAUGAGUACACACAGACAAUUCUGAGGAUGUUUGAUCUGAAUGGUGAUGGUAAACUGGGCCUCUCUGAGAUGGCGAGGCUCUUGCCAGUCCAGGAAAAUUUCCUGCUGAAGUUCGAGGGCAUCAGACUCACAGUUAAAGAAUUUGACUCCCUCUUCACCCUCUAUGAUAAGGACGGUAACGGAUAUAUUGAUGAGCAGGAGCUGGAUGCUUUGCUGAAGGACCUCUGUGACAAGAACAAAAUGGACGUGGACCCCGUGGGCUCUAAAGGACUCCUUGGGUACAAGAAGAGCAUCAUGGCUCUGUCUGACGGAGGCAAACUGUACCGCACUGAGCUGGAGAUCGUCCUCUGCCGGGACUCCACGCUGUGAGCUCCUCGCCGCCCUCCCCCACCGCCUCCUCCUCCUCCUUCCUACCUCCAUCAUGAUGUAACCUGGUGCAUGUGUGACCCUUAACCUCGCUACACCACUAAGAGUGAAAACAAAAGUGCUCCUGAGAGCACAAAGUGUACCUGCUAUUUUAGCUUUGUACCCCUCUGAGGUUUUUCUUUUUUGAACUUAAAAUGCAGUCCCAUAGUGAGAUAGCCAUAGAAAUGACUACAGGAAUAUAUUGUGUUUAUUUAUUUGACUUCCCAUUUUAAUAUGCAUUUUUUUUACAUUCAUCUCACAUCUAUAUGUUCCUCUCCUGGUGAAUUUUAAAUUACUACUUCUGUUCUGUAGCAUCUGUUUAUUUAUGUAUUUAUUUCUAUUUAUAUAAUCUUAUUUGAUGAGGCUUGUACUGUUCUAUCAAAGAUAUUACUGAGAGAAUGAAUAAAUAUAACAUGACAA